This is a messenger RNA of Hibiscus syriacus, 631 nucleotides long. Its product is annotated as heavy metal-associated isoprenylated plant protein 30-like. Gene Ontology annotation, molecular function: metal ion binding. The transcript has 3 exons. The coding region runs from base 122 to 631 and encodes 169 amino acids. NCBI's taxonomy places the organism in Eukaryota, Viridiplantae, Streptophyta, Magnoliopsida, Malvales, Malvaceae. The record is from RefSeq and is a predicted model, not a curated record.
UAUCAGAUUACUCUGAUAUCAGCAAGAGAUUGUCUCUUUCAUCAGUUUCUCUUCCUUGGGUACUUCAGCUUAUAUAUGUUAUAAACUUGAUUUGAGGCAGAAUUGUGAUCCCAAAUUUUCAAUGGCAACCCUAAUAGGAAGAGCAUUUGGGUCUAUUAUAUCUGUUAUUUCCCAGUGUUUGUUGGGUUACCGAGACAACAAAAAGGGGGUCGGCAACAAUAUUCAUCACCACAACAAGACUAAUAAGGGCCAACCACUUUCUUUGCAGACAGUGGAGCUCAAAGUCAGGAUGUGCUGCAUUGGUUGUGAGAGAGCAGUCAAAAGAGGCCUUUACAAGCUUAGAGGUAUAAAUUCGUUAGAAGUUGACCAAAAGUUAGAGCAAGUGAUCAUCGUCGGACAUGUCGAUCGUCACAAGGUGUUGAAACGAGUGAGGAGGUCGGGGAAAAGGGCCGAGUUCUGGCCCUACUCCGAUGUGCCGUUGUACUUCACCUCCAUGGGCGACUACUUUAGAGACACGAGGAACGAGUUCAAAGAGAGUUACAAUUAUUACAAAUCCAUGCAUCGUGGAGACGACAACGUCAGUAACAUGUUCAAAUAUGACAAUGUCAAUGCCAUCUGCUGCCUCAUGUAG